GCGAAAAGUUUAAAACCACAGCUAUAUCAGCGACAUCGGGAAGCCAUCCGCAUUUCUCAAUUCUUCCUCCUUUCAAUUUUGCCAACACAGUCCUCCUCAGUCUCCCUCCUUGUCAUCUACAGACCAGACAACAUGUGCGGAACCGAUGCUCCCAACGGCACCAAUGGUGCCUCCAAUGGCGUGAACCCCGCCAACUUCCGCUCCAACCCCUACCAGCCCGUCGGCGACUUCCUCUCCAAUGUCGGCAGCUUCAAGAUUAUCGAGUCCACUCUUCGCGAGGGUGAGCAAUUCGCCAACGCCUACUUCGACACCGAGACCAAGAUCAAGAUUGCCAAGGCCCUUGACGACUUUGGCGUCGAUUACAUCGAGUUGACCUCUCCCGCUGCUUCGGAGCAGUCUCGGAGAGAUUGCGAGGCCAUCUGCAAGCUCGGCCUCAAGGCCAAGAUCUUGACUCACGUCCGCUGCGAUAUGCGCGAUGCCCAGCUCGCUGUUGAGACUGGUGUCGACGGCCUCGAUGUCGUCAUUGGCACUUCCAGCUUCCUCCGCGAGCACAGCCACGGCAAGGAUAUGGCUUACAUUGAGAAGACCGCCGUUGAGGUUAUCGAGUAUGUCAAGUCCAAGGGACUUGAAGUUCGCUUCUCCUCCGAGGAUUCCUUCCGCUCCGAUCUCGUCGAUCUCCUUUCCCUUUACCGCGCUGUUGACAAGGUCGGCGUCCACCGUGUCGGUAUCGCCGAUACCGUCGGCUGCGCUUCUCCUCGCCAGGUCUAUGACCUCGUCCGUACCCUUCGCGGCGUCGUUUCGUGCGACAUCGAGACCCACUUCCACGACGACACUGGCUGCGCCAUUGCCAACGCCUACUGUGCUCUCGAGGCUGGUGCCACCCACAUCGACACCUCUGUUCUCGGUAUCGGCGAGCGUAACGGUAUCACCCCUCUCGGUGGCUUGAUGGCUCGCAUGAUCGUCACCAGCCCCGACUACGUCAAGAGCAAGUACAAGCUCCACAAGCUCAAGGAGCUUGAGGAUUUGGUCGCCGAGGCUGUUGAGAUCAACACCCCCUUCAACAACCCCAUCACUGGUUUCUGCGCCUUCACCCACAAGGCUGGUAUCCACGCCAAGGCCAUCCUCAACAACCCCAGCACCUACGAAAUUCUCAACCCUGCCGAUUUCGGUCUUACCCGCUACGUCCACUUCGCUUCGCGCUUGACUGGCUGGAACGCUGUCAAGACCCGUGUCGGCCAGCUUGGUCUCGAGAUGACCGACGACCAGGUCAAGGAAUGCACCGCCAAGAUCAAGGCCCUUGCCGACGUGCGCCCAAUCGCCAUCGACGACGCCGAUUCGAUUAUCCGUACCUUCCACCUCGGUCUUCACGAGCAGAACAAGGUCCAGCCUCCCGCUGUUGUUGAGAACUAAGCGGAAGCAGACCGUUCGACCGACGGAGUUGUCCUUUAGCAUGAAGGGGAAUAUACCAGGAUUUUUACGAGGAGAGAUGCUGGCAUCAUGACGAUUUUCUUUUUUCUUGUGUUUGGGGUCAUUUUUCACACAUCCACCGGAGUUCUUUGAGUACUAUAAUCUCCCUGUUUGGGGAGCAAAAAGGGGGUUGAUUGGGUUAACUGGGGAUGACUGAGCAGGCCAAUAUUGCCGACUGUGUUCCUAAUCAGGGGGAAUGCUCGUCGACACAUGAGCAUGAGAUAGACAAAAUCAACGGGAGACGAAAGUAGCAAUGUCACCUGGUUGUCCUUCA
This is a messenger RNA of Neurospora tetrasperma FGSC 2508, 1741 nucleotides long. RefSeq lists its product as uncharacterized. The transcript has 8 exons. Bases 133 to 1410 code for a protein of 425 amino acids. Gene Ontology annotation, molecular function: homocitrate synthase activity. Gene Ontology annotation, cellular component: mitochondrion. The record is from RefSeq and is a predicted model, not a curated record. NCBI's taxonomy places the organism in Eukaryota, Fungi, Ascomycota, Sordariomycetes, Sordariales, Sordariaceae.